This is a messenger RNA of Penicillium waksmanii, 1206 nucleotides long. RefSeq names its product mitochondrial 54S ribosomal protein uL2m. Gene Ontology annotation, cellular component: ribosome. Gene Ontology annotation, molecular function: structural constituent of ribosome; RNA binding. The record is from RefSeq and is a predicted model, not a curated record. Gene Ontology annotation, biological process: cytoplasmic translation. NCBI's taxonomy places the organism in Eukaryota, Fungi, Ascomycota, Eurotiomycetes, Eurotiales, Aspergillaceae. Bases 1 to 1206 code for a protein of 401 amino acids. The transcript is spliced from 2 exons.
AUGCUUCUUCAGCCUAGGAUUGCCCUCCGGGCAAUUCAGCUACCCUUUAGGUCCCUGCCGACCCUACCAGUCCGCCGAUUUGCAUCAACCGAGACCACAUCCUCCGACAAGCCUUCAAUCUCGACAUUCGAUGCUAGCGCGACAUUUGCUCCUCCCCCAACCCGAGAUGACUCCGGUGUCAAGAUCCGCACAUACAUUCCUCGUACUCCCGGUGUCCGUCACUUGCGCCGACCAGUCAACGACCACCUUUUCAAAGGCCGCCCCAUUCACCGAUUGACCUUCCCUAAGCGUGGUCAUGCCAAGGGUGGACGUAACAACAGCGGUCGAGUCACCGUUCGUCACCACGGUGGUGGUGCGAAGCGCCGUAUCCGGACUGUUGACUUUUUACGAAUGGCCGCUGGCCCUCAUUUGGUGGAGCGCAUCGAAUAUGAUCCUGGACGUACCGCACACAUUGCUUUGGUUCGCAGCAAAGAGAACAAGCAAUUGAGCUACAUCCUUGCUCCCGAUGGAAUGCGAGCAGGCGAAACCGUGCAGAGCUAUAUGUCUGGUAUCCCCGAAGACCUGUGGAUGAGCAUGGGUGGUACAGUCGAUCCUGGUGUGUUGGCAGCUCGAACUGCAUGGAGAGGAAACUGCCUUCCCCUGCACAUGAUCCCCGUUGGAACUUCUAUUUUCAACGUUGGACUACGCCCUGGAAAGGGUGGCCAGCUGUGCCGUAGUGCGGGUACCUAUGCUACUGUCGUGGCCAAGGGUAGUGACUCUCGGCAGCAGGAACUGGAGGCCGAUUCAACAGAUCAGCCGGAAACUGAGAAGAAGAUCCUGUCCCUGCGUGAAAGGCAAAAGCAAGAGCGUCUGGCCCAACACAUUACUGUUCGUCUCUCCAGUGGUGAAAGUCGACUUAUCCACAAGGAUUGCUGCGCUACCAUUGGUAUUACCAGUAACCCCAACUAUCAAUACACCCAGUUGGGUAAGGCCGGUCGAUCUCGAUGGCUUAACAUCCGUCCUACUGUUCGAGGUCUUGCUAUGAACGCCAUGGACCACCCUCACGGUGGUGGUCGUGGUAAGUCCAAGGGUAAUGUUGACCCGAAGAGUCCUUGGGGUAUUCCGACCAAGUCUGGCUACAAGACCCGUCCCAAGUGGAAGAUCAACAAGGCCGUGGUGCACCCCAGACCCCGCAACCAGGGUCAACGCCGCCGUGGAUACAACUAG